Molecule: messenger RNA, 2986 nt
Organism: Micropterus dolomieu (smallmouth bass)
Lineage: Eukaryota; Metazoa; Chordata; Actinopteri; Centrarchiformes; Centrarchidae
Gene: fam171b
Product: protein FAM171B
Exons: 8
Coding region: 102-2555 (817 amino acids)
Source: RefSeq, a predicted model, not a curated record
GCCCUUCGUGGUAAGGACGAACGCUGCUGGACCUCGUUCUCCUCCUCCCGAGCUCGUGUUUCGCGGUUCGGUAUGUCUUUGAGCCUGCUUCCCGUCUCGCCAUGCCCGCUGCUGAACGCCACCUGCCGCCGCCGCCGCCGCUGCUGCUCUUUCUGCCGUGGUUGCUUCUGAUUUUCUGCCUGGAUGGGGCGGUGAGAGCAGCGGGGGAGGGCGGCGGCCUGCCCUCCUCCUCGCCCGGGGACAAUGGCCUCACCGUCGCGGUCGGAGACCCGUCCGCCACCGACCCAACCGCCGCGGGGCGAUUUCUCAGCUCCUCCGCUCUGACCGCAGAGACCCAGUUUGCCCUGAAGGUGCUGGUAAGGGACCUGGUGACCCGUCAGCCACUGCCGGGUGCGUCAGUGGACAUAUAUGUCAACCACACCCUGAGGAGUUCUGCCCAAACAGGGGAGAGAGGUGAAGUUCUGCUCUGGGUAUUGUACAGUCCGGGCCUCAGUCUGACUCUGCUGGGCAACAUGGAAGGCUACGUCCCCAGCGCCCUGCCCUGGAGCACCACCAAGAGACCGAUUUUCUCAGCUGUGACGUUGCUGCUGCUCCCUCACAGUCAGGGCAACAUCUGGCUGUUUGAAGACUCAGUACUUAUCAGCCGGAAGUUACCUGACAGUUCAUCCCAACCCAAGGUUUCGUUCCCCAAGAACCUCCUUACAAUGUCUGAUAAGAGCAACGUCUCCUCAGUGACAGCAUACCUGACUGUGCCACAGCACCACCUAGCUAAAGACUGUGCCAACUGCACGCCGGGCAUCAUCAGCAGCAAAUCAGUGUUCAGAAGCAUCGAGCUGAAGGCAGUGGCAGCCAUCAGUGUCCUGCUGUACUCUGGUGGUCAGGAACUCCAGGUACGAGGGCCCAUUCAAAUCAGCCUGCCCCUGGGACACAGCACGCACCUCAGGGCCUCUGAUACUGUGCCAGCCUGGGCCUUUAACACAAAGACAGGUGCCUGGGAGAAUCAGGGUCUGGGAAUAGUAAAAACAGUUGGUGAUGAGCUGGUUUGGACCUAUACCGCUUCCCAUCUGGGCCACUGGAUCGCUGCCCCACUUCCCUCAUCAAACGAUUACCUGGGUCAUGGAAGCUCUUUGGAUUUCAUAUCACACCACACCUACCUGUUGAUGGGAAUACUGGGAGGAAUGCUGGCUAUAGUGAUUGGAUUCCUUUCCUUGCUGCUGUGUUACUGCGGAGGUUCUCAUCAAGAGCCCAGGAGUAGGAGGAGAGCACGCUUUUCCAAACUCACAGUGGUGAAAAAAGACCAAACCACCUCCACCCACAUGGAAGAGGGUUUGUUGUUCCGUUCUGGCGACAAUAGCCUCGCUUCCUGCAGUGUCCAGUGUGAACCUUCGUCCACACUGAGGCACAAGGCCAACUACAACAUCUAUGUGGAGGAUCCAGGGAGUCUCCCGGCGGCUCCCUUUUAUGACAACAUUGCUCUGAGUCGGAUCAAAGGUUCCCAGCCACCCUCUCACUACAUCAACAGUGAAGAGGUGGCUCGGCUUCGGGAGAGGUCAGAGCAGAACCGGGCCAACAUGAACUCUGACAACUUCUUUCCAGAUAAGCUGGUUCAUAUCUACAACCAGCCGGUGGCCAUCAUUCAGGCGCCGGAGCUUUUCAGUGCUCAGGAGCAGCAACUGUCAGGCUGCAAGUCUGCUACUUUCCCCCGCAACGGAGGUGAGUAUGAUGCUCACUCGGAGCCUGCAAGUAAAGACAGCUACACCCAGACACUACCCAAAGUCCCUCACCACCACUCCCAAGGUGGAAGCAGUCCACAGCAGAGCAGCCAAGAUGAGCCCCAUUCUCUGGAGACUCCUCCCCAAGGCCAAGGCCCUAACGCUAGUGUGUGGGGACGCUACAGUAACCUCCUUGAAUCCUCCGUCUCUGUGCCUGGGACUCUUAAUGAAGCAGCUGGUAUGGAGGCUUUCAGCAAUGGGCAUGGUGUACCCAGUGAGCUGCAGGGGAUUUCAGAGCGCACCUUGCUGGAGCUUACUCGGGGCAAGUCCUUGUCGUCUCACCCCAGGGCCUGGUUUGUCUCCUUAGACGGGAAGCCGGCUGCCCAGGUUCGCCACUCCAUUAUUGAGCUCCAAAGCCGACACCGCCCACCUAGCAGCAACGACACCAGCCUGGACUCAGGGGUGGACAUGAACGAGCCUCAGCAGAAUAUCCGCGAGACAGAGCGUGACAGGCCUUCGAUCAGGGCUUCUUCCCUGCCGCACCACAGCCGAGGGGGACGUUAUGGUGAAGAACAGGACCUGAGCAGUAGUGAGAGUGGCACAACAGCCACCUGUACGCCAGAGGACCCUUACCUGAGGAACAUUUUAGACGGGAGCAGUGGGGCUAUUCCCAACAUUCCUGAAGAGCGAGACGGUAUGGAUACAUCCAGCGCUCAGGAAGACAGUGAGUCAAGAGGUACACCGCCUCCACGGCGCCUGAGGAAGGUGAGGGAGAAGGGGAAAACGGAAAAGAGGAGUGCCAAGCAUGUCCGCGAGGGGAGGCCUCUGACCAAGCGAAGUUAGAGCAUGGCUCAUUGCAGACGAGAAUUCUUUCAUCAGUGCUGAAUUUAAAUGUCCCAUUAACAAUUUAACCCACAUCAAGCUAUUUUCAUCACGUGGUGUCAUCAGUGCUGAGUGAUCCAAAUUAGUUUUUUCCACUAGUGCUCACACAGGCAUUGUUGUUGUUGGGUUAUGUGAUUGUACAACUUUGCCAAAGAAUGCAUAACCAAGCUCAAGAUAUAAAGCAGGAUGUAUGUCAUGUUGAAGCAUUAUGUAGCUGCUGUUAGACAACUUUGCGCACCAUGUUCUCUCAUUCUCCCAAAUCUGAAGAUCACCAGCGAGAUUCUUCACAGCAAAAUGUCCGUGUGAACACGAUAUCACAUAGUCCCCAGCACUGGCAUUAUAGAGGGUGCCUUCUUACUGCCUGUAAUUAUUAAAUAUGAUGAUGUAAGACA